AUGUCGAACCGCAACGUACAGGCGAAGAAUCGCGCUCCGGCGUCGAUCCAGAUCACCGCGGAGCAGAUCCUGCGAGAGGCAAAGGACCGGCAGCUGGAUGUCGAGGUCAAGGCUCCGCGGCAGCAGAUCACCGAUGAGGAAGAGCUGCGCGUCUUCCGGAUGCGGAAGCGGAAGGAGUUCGAAGAUGCCAUUCGAAAGCAGCGAGAGCACAUCGGCAACUGGUUGAAGUACUCGACGUGGGAGGAGUCGCAGAUGGAGUUCGAGCGUGCGCGGAGCGUCUACGAGCGCUCCCUGGAGGUUGACUACCGCAAUCAGACGAUCUGGCUGCGCUACGCCGAGUUCGAGAUGAGGUGCAAGUUCCCCAACCACGCCCGCAACGUGUGGGACCGGGCGGUCGCCCUGCUGCCGAGGGUGGACCAGUUCUGGUACAAGUACAGCUACAUGGAGGAAAUGCUGGGAAACCCGGCGAAGGCUCGAGCGAUCUUCGAGAGGUGGAUGGAGUGGGAGCCGGAGGACAACGCGUGGAGCGCGUACGUGAAGUUCGAGAUGCGCCAGGAGGAGCCGGCCAAGGCCAGGUCUGUCUUCCAGCGCUACGUGGAGGCGCACCCGCACUCUCGCGCGUUCCUGAAGUGGGCGCGAUGGGAGGACAAGCAGUCGCAGUACGCGCUGGCGCGGGGGGUGUACGAGCGAGCGCUUGCCGAGCUGUCUGAUUCCGAGAAGACUGAGAAGCUCUUCAGCGCUUUCGCGCACUUCGAGGAGCGCUGCAAGGAGUUCGACCGCGCCCGUGUGAUCUACAAGUAUGCCUUGGACCAGAUGCCCAGGGAGCAAGUCCCCGAGCUUUACCGCGACUUCAUCGGCUUCGAGAAGCGCCACGGAUCCGUUCAGGGCAUCGAGGAGGUGAUCAUGAACAACAGGAGGCUGCAGUACGAGGAGCGCGCUUCGGCGUCGCCCCUGGACUACGACAACUGGUUCGACUACCUCAGGCUGGAGGAGUCCACCGGCGACCUUGACCGCACUCGAGAGGUCUACGAGCGCGCCAUCGCCAACGUCCCGCCAGUGUUGGAGAAGCGAUUCUGGAGGCGGUACAUUUACCUCUGGAUCAACUAUGCCCUGUUUGAAGAGCUACAGGCGGAGGACGCACAGCGCACUCGAGAGGUGUACCGCGCGUGCCUAGACGUUGUACCGCACAAGUCCUUCACCUUCGCCAAGAUCUGGCUCAUGCUGGCCAAGUUCGAGGUGCGCCACAAGGACCUGCAGGCUGCGAGGAAGGUGCUCGGACAGGCAAUCGGCAUGUGCCCGAAGGAGAAGCUGUUCAAGGGGUACGUGCAGCUUGAGAGGGAUUUGGGAGAGAUCGACCGCUGCCGCAAGGUCUACAGCAAGUGCCUGGAGGCGUUUCCAAGCGACUGCGGGGUGUGGGCGCAGUUCGCGGCUCUGGAAGGGUCUGUCGGAGAGACGGAGCGGUCCCGCGCCGUGUUCGAGCUGGCCAUUCGCCAGCCCGUGUUGGACAUGCCUGAAACUCUCUGGAAAGCCUACAUUGACUUCGAGGCGGAGAACGGCGAGACGGAGCGAGCGAGGCAGCUGUUCGAGAGGCUACUCGAGCGCACUCAGCACGUCAAGGUUUGGAUAAGCUACGCUCAGUACGAGGCCAAGGCGGAGCUAGACACGGCGAGAGUGGUCUUUCGCCGCGGCUACGACCACCUCCGCAGGCAGGGACUAAAGGAAGAGAGAGUCAAGCUCCUUGAGGCGUGGCGAGCAGCCGAAAAAGCGGAGGGCAAGGGCAAGACGAGGGGACUCAAGGAAGUGGAGAGCAAGAUGCCGCGCAAGUUCAAGAAGCGGAGAAUGAUGACCGGCACCAAUGGGGAAGGAAUGGGGUGGGAAGAGUACUACGACUACCAAUUCCCGGACGACGAGACGAAGCCGGCGAACCUCAAGAUCCUCGAAAUGGCCCAGAAGUGGAAGCAGAAGAAGGGUGCCGGCGAAGACGGCCUCGCGGGAUUCAAGCUUGGCGGAGGCGGCGGGGCUGGGGGGGGGCAGGAGGGCGGCGUGGUAGGCACCAAGCGCAAGCUUGGGGGGGGGGAGGUCGAUGACGAGGAGAUUCAACUCGAGGACGAGGAGGAGGUGGAGGAGGAGGAGGCACCUGGGGGAGGAAAGGAACCCGAGCUGAGCAAAAGAAAACUUAACAGCAGCCAUGAGGAAGAGGAGGGGGAAGAGGAGGGGGACGAGGAGAGAGGAGAGGGUGACGGGGCGGAGGGAGGGGAGCCGGCAGAAGCUUCGUAGAAGCGAUGCCGGGGAAGGAGAGGUUUGCGCCGCACAACCGUUUGUGGUAAGAAUGGGUUUCAGUCUAGUUCGCGAGGCGUUAUUGGUUGAGAUAAGAAACGGUCGACACGUUUCUGGGUGUAUAGACGACUGGACCGACCGACCAAGUAGUGUAGUUGCUGCUACAGCAGUGCUGAUGUGGAUGACCUAGUGCUGAGACAAGCAUAGACCUAGAGUCACGAGAGUUAGCCUGUAACAUGAGAGAGUGCAUAUCGUUGGAUAAGUGCAACCAAUCAGAUCGUUGUGUAGAGGUAUCACGGACCACGGACUGACGUGUGUCUGUUCGUGACGAUUGUUGAAGUUGGACCGUCCGGAAGCUUGGCUCCGUUAAGCCUCGCACAUGAUCAGUCUCACUGCUUUGCCCUCCGUUCCGAACGUCUAGAGCUGAUUGCAAGAGUGCCGGUCAGUAAUAAGACACGAACCCAACGACAACCGAACCAAAGGCGCUUGAACACAAGUGCCUGCACUGACAAGCUCGAGCCUGUUAGCAGAGAAGAGGCAGAACGCAGUUCUCCCCACACGUUGGAAAUGGGUUUGCGGGUUUGCGGCGUUCCUACUCCUAUACAGCAGAAAGUUAAAGUUGUCAAGGGAGAAUGUCCGGUUUCGCAAGAUAGUGUUCUUUGUCAUGUCGUGGUGACGGAUCUGCCUUGCGUCACUCGCGUACGGUAGUAUCUUCCGGCGUCAACCUACUUGGCCGUUUGCGGCUGUGGCAUGCAAUUGCGUAAGAGCGGUUGACGUGUCUGGCCCCUGCGUCGGAAAAGGGCUGGUGGCUGGGCAGGACAAGGAAAGAUUCUCCGUUGUAUCUACAGCAGUAGUUGGUUUUGUCGUGUUUCGUCCUCUUUUGUGGGGAUGGGGGAAGUUGACUGCUUGAUGCAAGAGGCGCGUUGGCGUGUGCCGUGAAAUGUGCGGUUAUUGUUUUGUGGGUCUCGACCGACUACCGUACGGAACCCGGCGCCCCUGCCUAUGCGUAGUACGGAGUAUGAGAGCGUACGGAAUAUAAUUGAGGCUACAUAAGCGUCGAAAUCACAAAAUGUUGAGGAAAACGAAGCACCCAGACCGCAGGCACACCGUAAUGUCGUAUUGUGGCCACUGGUAUCGGUUUCUCCCACAGAGACUGACGCGUGCGAGACAGGGAGAAAGGGAAAAUUGCAGCCCGAGAGCUCACGUAAGAAGUACACUUUCUAAGUGGAAAUCUGCGUGCAUCUGGUUUGGUCAUCAUUUUCUUCGUAGAUAAGGAAGUGUACGUUGGGCAACAACAACCUGGACGGAGUUCGGAGAGAAAGUAAUGAGGCAGUGGUGCUGUUGUUGGUCAUGUUUUAGCCGUUGUCUUCUUGAGAGGGCGACGAAAGAAAGUAGAACGGAAGCUUGGACGAUUGUUUGUUGGCCGUUCAAGCUUUGCUUUUGGUGGUGGGUGUACGGAGAGAGAAAACGAACAGAAACGAAAUAUAUGCGAAACAAAUAAAUGUUCCGUGUGUGUGCAUCAGAGGCGAGUAUGUAUGGUUGUUGUUCCAACGAGGGUCGGGGAGUAAAGAAACGGCGGCGGUGCAGCCCGCGGUAGCUACAACGA
Molecule: messenger RNA, 3883 nt
Organism: Ectocarpus siliculosus
Lineage: Eukaryota; Phaeophyceae; Ectocarpales; Ectocarpaceae
Source: the annotation of a GenBank genome assembly